GCGCCUUCAGCCGAGUGGAGCAGGAGGCGCGGAGACGCUCCAGCCGUCCUGCCGUCCUCUGCGCGGGCCGGCCGUCCCUUCGGGGUCCCCGGGCCCCGGGCCCGCGGCUCUGGGGGGCGGGCGGGGACCCCUGGGGCCCGUCCGCCGCCAGGAAGGCCGAGGACGCCGCCCGCGGGGCGCCGAGGAGUGGCCGUGGUCCCCCGCGCCGCGCGCCCUGCCCCGGAAGCCGGGCCCCCGGCGGCGCGAUGGGGCCGGGACAGCCGGCGGGGCCGGGGCGCCCCACCUGCGGCGGCGCUGGUGGGCAGCGCCAUGUGGCGCUUGGAUCGCGCGGGGGCCGGGGGCUGGCGCUGGGAGCGCGCCGUCGGUGUGGACUGCAGCGCCCCGGAGCCGCGCUGCCUCUGGCUGCCCUACCUCCGUCACGGCGACCGCCACGCGCCCGGGUCGCGGUGGGCCAGGCUGCCGCUGGGCCCGAGAGAUGGGUGCGCUCCCGGGCGCCCCCUUCCCUGGCAGGGGCCCCGGACGCUGCUGCUGCACAAGAGCCCCCAGGACGGCUUUGGCUUCACCCUGCGCCACUUCAUCGUGUACCCGCCCGAGUCCGCCGUGCACUGCGGCCUGAAGGAGGAAGAGAAUGGAGGCCGCGGAGGAGGACCCUCCCCACGGCACCGCCUGGAGCCCAUGGACACCAUCUUCGUCAAGAAUGUGAAGGAUGAGGGCCCCGCCCACAGGGCGGGGCUUCGCACAGGAGACCGGCUGGUGAAGGUGAACGGGGAGAGCGUCAUUGGGAAGACCUACUCCCAGGUCAUAGCUCUGAUCCAGAACAGCGAUGACACUCUGGAGCUGUCCAUCAUGCCCAAGGAUGAGGACAUCCUCCAGCUGGCCUACUCCCAGGACGCCUACCUGAAGGGGAACGAGCCGUAUUCCGGAGAGGCCUGGAGCAUCCCAGAGCCGCCCCCAAUCUGCUACCCUCGGAAGACCUACGCCCCGCCAGCCCGGGUCUCCGCCUGGGCCGCGAUGGUGCCUGAGCCCCUCUCAGCACUGCCCAGUGACCCCCGGAGCCCCGCUGCCUGGAGCGACCCGGGAACCCGCAUCCCGUCCGCUGCCCGAGCCCAUUCGGACAACCCUCCCUCGGGGAUGAGCCAGCCCCGCCCCAGCCCUGGUGCCUUCCCCCGCCUUCCCUCGGAGCCCCGAACACCUCGUGCCUUCCCGGAGCCUGGCAGCCGGGUGCCCCCCAGCAGACUGGAGUGCCAGCAGGCCUUGUCGCACUGGCUGUCGAACCAGGUCCCCCGCAGGGCGGGGGAGAGACGGUGCCCCGCCAUGCCCCCUCGGGCCCGCAGUGCCUCCCAGGACCGGCUGGAGGACGUGACUACCCACCACCCAUGGCCCUGCUCCACCUCCCAGGGUGCCUUGAGCCAGCUGGGCCAGGAGGGCUGGCACCGGGCGCGCUCAGACGACUACCUGAGCCGGGCCACCCACUCAGCCGAGGCACUGGGGCCGGGGGCACUGGUGUCACCUCACUUCGAGCGCUGCGGCUGGGCUUCCCAGCAUCCAUCUGCCCGCACCCCCGCCUGCCCAUCCAGGGACCCACCCGGGCCCCAGGCCCCGCCCCUGCCUGGUCUGCAGGGCCUGGAUGACAUGGGGUACAUCGGGUACCGGAGCUACAGCCCAUCAUUCCAGCGUCGGACUGGCCUCCUGCACACACUCUCCUACCGGGACUCGCCCUUUGGGGGCCUCCCCACCUUCAACUUGGCCCAGUCCUCCGCACCGUUCCUACCAGAGGCCUCCGAGCCACCCAGGGUUAUCCAGCCAGAACCCAGCUCCCGGGCCCUGGAGCCUCCCGCCGAGGACCGUCGAGACGAGGUGGUCCUGAGGCAGAAGCCCCCAACAGGCCGCAAGGUCCCGCUGCCCGCUGCAAAGCAGAUGAACCGCGGGUUUGGUGACGAGUCCUCAGACCCAGAGACCGGUGGGCGAGCGGAACGCCUGGGCAGGAAGAUGGCCCCUCUGGCCACGACAGAAGACUCCCUGGCUUCCAUCCCCUUCAUUGAUGAGCCCACGAGCCCCAGCAUUGACCUCCAAGCCAAGCACGUCCCUGCCUCCGCUGUGGUCUCCAGUGCCAUGAACUCGGCUCCCGCCCUGGGCACCAGCCCAUCCUCCCCAACCUUCACCUUCGCCCUGGGGCGCCAUUACUCCCGGGACUGCAGCAGCAUCAAGGCCAGCCGCCGGCGCUCCUCCUACCUGUUGGCCAUCACCACGGAGCGCUCCAAGUCCUGCGACGAUGGACUCAAUGCCUUCCGGGACGAGGGCAAGGCGCUUCGGCGUCUGCCCAACCGAGUGCCCAGCUUGCGGAUGCUUCGCAGCUUCUUCACCGAUGGGUCCUUGGACAGCUGGGGCACUUCCGAGGAUGCUGACGCUGCUUCUAAGCGACACUCCACCUCUGACCUCUCGGACGCAACCUUCAGCGACAUCAGGAGGGAAGGCUGGUUGUCCUAUAAGCAGGUCCUCACCAAGAAGGGCAAGAAAGUGGGCGGCGGCCUGCGCCAGUGGAAGCGGGUGUACGCCGUGCUGCGGGCGCGCUCCCUCUCGCUGAGCAAGGAGCGGCGGGAGCCCGGGCCGGCAGCGGCGGGGGCGGCGGCCGUCGCAGGUGAGGACGAGGCGGCGCCCGUCUGCAUCGGCUCCUGCCUGGUGGACAUCUCCUACAGCGAGACCAAGAGGAGGCACGUGUUCCGGCUGACCACCGCUGACUUCUGUGAAUAUCUCUUUCAGGCUGAGGACCGGGAUGACAUGCUGGGCUGGAUCAGAGCUAUCCGAGAGCACAGCAGGGCCGAGGGCGAGGACCCCGGCUGUGCCAACCAAGCUCUGAUCAGCAAGAAGCUUAAUGAUUACCGAAAAGUGAGCCAUAGCUCUGGGCCCAAAGCUGACUCCUCCCCAAAAGGCUCUCGUGGCCUGGGGGGGCUCAAGUCUGAGUUCCUCAAACAGAGUGCGGUCCGUGGCAUCAGGACGCAAGACCAGCCCGCAGGGGGCAAGGAUGACAGUGGUGCUGCCCCCAAAAGUCCCUGGGGCAUUAACAUCAUCAAGAAGAAUAAGAAGGCAGCCCCCAGGGCGUUUGGGGUCCGGUUGGAGGAGUGCCAGCCGGCCACGGAGAACCAGCACGUCCCCCUGAUCGUGGCCGCAUGCUGUCGCAUCGUGGAGGCGCGAGGGCUGGAGUCCACGGGCAUUUACCGAGUGCCGGGCAACAACGCGGUGGUGUGCAGCCUGCAGGAGCAGCUGAACCGCGGUCCCAGUGACAUCAACCUGCAGGACGAGCGCUGGCAAGACCUCAAUGUGAUCAGCAGCCUGCUCAAGUCCUUCUUCCGAAAGCUGCCUGAACCUCUUUUCACUGAUGAUAAAUACAACGACUUCAUCGAAGCCAAUCGCAUUGAAGACUCGAGGGAGCGAAUGAAGACGCUGCGGAAGCUGAUCCGGGACCUCCCAGGACACUACUAUGAAACCCUGAAAUUCCUCGUGAGCCAUCUGAAGACCAUCGCUGACCACUCGGAGAAAAACAAGAUGGAGCCCCGGAACCUGGCCCUGGUCUUUGGGCCGACACUGGUGAGGACCUCUGAGGACAACAUGGCGGACAUGGUGACCCACAUGCCUGACCGGUACAAGAUCGUGGAGACGCUGAUCCAGCAUUCAGACUGGUUCUUCAGUGAUGACGAGGACAAGGGAGAGCGAACCCCCGUGGAUGACAAGGAGCCUCAGUCCGUGCCCAACAUUGAGUAUCUCCUGCCCAACAUUGGCAGGACAGUGCCCCCUGGCGACCCGGGCUCAGAUUCUACUACCUGUAGUUCAACCAAGUCCAAGGGCACGUGCGCCCCCAAGAAGGAGCCGUACACCCGGGAGAUGCUGGCGAUCUCCUUCAUCUCGGCUGUCAACCGCAAGAGGAAGAAGCGGCGGGAGGCCCGGGGGCUGGGCAGCAGCACGGACGACGACUCGGAGCAGGAGGCACACAAGCCCGGAGCGGUGACAACGGUGCCGGGUUCCCAGGACCAGCCAGAGGGGCAGCUACCGGGCGCCCCCGCCCCAGAAGCCUCCGGGCGUCUCAGCCCCCCUGCGCGGGAGGAGCGGCCGGCCGCGGACACGCGCUCCAUCGUCUCGGGCUACUCCACGCUGUCCACCAUGGACCGCAGUGUGUGCUCUGGCGCCGGCAGCAGGCGGGCGGGCGCUGGGGACGAGGCAGACGACGAGCGCAGUGAGCUGAGCCACGUGGAGACGGACACGGAGGGAGGCGCGGGGCCCGGGGGGCGCCUGGCGCGCCGGCCCUCCUUCACCUCGCACCAUCUGAUACCCUGCGACACACUAGCGCGGCGCCGCCUGGCCCGGAACCGCCAGGACGGCGAGGGCGCGGGGCGCGGCGGUCCCCGCGCCGCGGAGCCCUCCGGCUCGGCCUCGUCCAGCAGCCAGGAGUCGCUGCGCCCCCCAGUGGCCCCCGCGGUGGCAGCGCUGGGCGCAAAGCCCUCGCGCCUCGAGGCGCUGCGGCUGCGCCUGCGCGGCACCGCAGACGACAUGCUGGCAGUACGGCUUCGUCGGCCGCUGUCACCCGAGACGCGGCGGCGCCGGAGCAGCUGGCGCCGCCACACGGUGGUGGUACAGAGCCCUCUGACCGACCUCAACUUCAACGAGUGGAAGGAGCUGAGCGGAGGGAGCACCCAGGAUCCACCGGGCCCUCGUGCGCACAGUGACAACAAGGACUCUGGCCUCAGCAGCCUGGAGUCCACCAAGGCGCGGGCUCCGUCUUCCGCUGCCUCACUGCCGCCUGCGCCCGGGGACCCCGGGGCCCUGCAGAGCCAGCCCCCGCGUCGCUCGGCAGCCUCCCGCCUCCAUCAGUGUCUGUGACCAGCCCCUUUCCCUCCCCUCCCCACGCCACUCGCCUCCCACUCACAGUCCCUUGGGAAACAGGCAUCUCUUCUGGCUUGCACCCCCUCUCCUGCUGCUCCUGGCGCGCUGGGCGCCGAGGCCCUGUCUCCAGUUUAUGUGCUGGAAUUGAUAGGGGGUGGGCAGAAUGGGAAUGGGAGGGAGGGGACUAGUGGUAAGGAGAGGGGACAGGCUGCUGGGGGUCUGUGUCCCCUGGGUAGAUGACAAGAGUGGGCCCUUCUGUGUCUGCACUUAAAGACCCUGUUGGCUAUGGGGUGUGGAUAGGGAACCCCCUAGCCUCAGACUAAAGGAAAAGACACUGCGUGAUGCUGGUUCUUCGCUUCCUUCCUCUGCCCCCACCCCCAUUAGCGCCUCGCCUCUAGCUAACGGGUGUGGGGAUUUCGUUUGUACGUCUGGGGAGAGGAGGUGGAGUGGUGGUGUCCGCGGGAGCGGGCUGUGUAUGCAAGUGUGUGUAGUCACUGUGCAAAUGUGUUUCCAGUAGCAACCUCUGCCACCCCUGCUUCCUUUGUCUCUCCACCCCCGCGCCCACCAGGGCUCCCUGCCUGUGGCGCACACAGGGAUCCUUCCCUCCUGCUGAUUUUCAAAGCCAGAGAGUGGGGGUUGGGGCCACUCCACAGAGGCCGGGCUGAGCCUUUCACCAGGUUCCCUCCCCUAUCCACCUUUUGGCAAACUCGAAAUCAGCGGUCCCCAGCCUUUUUGGCACCAGGGACCGGUUUCAUGGAAGAAAAUUUUUCCACCGAUCGGGUUGGCGGGGCGGUGCAGGGGAGGAGACAGGAGGCGGAGCUCAGGGGUAACCAGACACUUGGCUAGCUUGCCCGCUGCUCACCUCCUGUUCUGCGGUCCUGUGCCUAACAGGCCACCGACCCGCGCCAGUACCCGGCGGUCCAGGGGUUGGAGACCCCUGCUCUAAAUCACCCUCCCUGCCCCCUGCGCUUUGACUACGGGAGCUGCCCAUCCCCCAGACAGUUUAGGGAGGGUCCAGUGUCCCCGCCCCCCAACUAGACCUCCCUUGCCACUCUUUGUUCUUGCAGGUGUGCCGGCUUCUUCCACAACUCGGGCACACCGCCCCCCCCCCCCCACACACACCUUCUGCGCUCGGUGGGUAAGGGGGGAGCAGGAAAGCAUCCUUGGUCUCAGCCUGCCUCUCUCUCUCUCUCUCUCUCUCUCUCUCUCUCUCUCUCCCUCACACACACACACACACACACACACACACACUGAUUUAUGGAGUCUGAGCUGGGCUAUUCCUUCAGGAAGAGCAAAACCCAGCCCCUCACCUCCCCCCACUGUAAAUAGACCUCCUGUCUCCAGGCCUCCCACGCUCGCCCUCACUCAUUCCAGGGACGCCCACGCGGGGCUGUGAGCCCCACUGCCACGUCUGUCAGUCCUCUUGAUUUAUGCAAAGAUUUGCUGUAAAGUAGAUUUCUCCUUUCCCCUCCCUUUUAUUGUAAAUAUUGUCUCUAAAUGUGUAACAUAUUAUAAAGAAUUUAUAAGGAUUUUUAAAGAUGUUUUGCUCAUUUAAAGUGUUGUAACAGUGUUGCAAAAGCCUCCGACCCCACGUCAGCAUGUCUCCUUCCACCGUGUCUCAGGCACAGCUCUCUAGGCGACGACUAAGAUACCCUGCUUCUGAAAAGUCCUGUCUUACAAGUAUAGUCUAUAUCUUGGAAAUAAAUGGCCUUCCUUGA
Molecule: messenger RNA, 6593 nt
Organism: Phyllostomus discolor (pale spear-nosed bat)
Lineage: Eukaryota; Metazoa; Chordata; Mammalia; Chiroptera; Phyllostomidae
Gene: ARHGAP23
Product: Rho GTPase activating protein 23
Exons: 24
Coding region: 310-4872 (1520 amino acids)
Biological process (GO): signal transduction
Molecular function (GO): protein binding
Source: RefSeq, a predicted model, not a curated record